Molecule: messenger RNA, 1875 nt
Organism: Patiria miniata (bat star)
Lineage: Eukaryota; Metazoa; Echinodermata; Asteroidea; Valvatida; Asterinidae
Exons: 5
Coding region: 223-1875 (550 amino acids)
Source: RefSeq, a predicted model, not a curated record
UUGUAGGGGAUACGUACCACGGAGGUACAAUCAGAAUCUAAUUCUACCUCCAUAGUACAACCUAGAUAAUGAUUCAGUGAAUCAAGGGGACAAGAAGAGAGGCGUACAAUUUUGGUUUUUCGAGGUUCAGGAGCUGCCCCAUUUGAGCCCUACAGUACAUGUGUAUACAUUGUUAUAUUGUAUAGUGUUCAACUACACGUCUACGGUCUAGACAGCAGCAAGAUGACCCGAUUCAGCUGGUUUGCAAGCUUCACAGCUUCCAUCAUUAUUGCACUCAUUCCAGUUGUAAAUGGCCAACUCAACAUCACAGAGCCAGGCAGACGGACCCGCAUCUAUGGACAGGAUUUUGUGGUGGUUAUACCCCUGACUACUGGCUUGCCAGAAUUUGGUUCAUCCCUCCAAAUUGCUUGUGUUGCUUGUCAAAGUUCAUCUGCCACAGGUCGCAUCACUCUUCUACAAGGAAACUUUUCCAAAAGUUUUAGCGUUGAGGCUACAUCUCCAAACUUUGUUUCUCUAAGCAUCUCUGAACUUCAACUCUUGGCAACUACCACACCACCAACGCCGGCUAUGUUUAACAUUACAGCCGAUGAAAACAUAACUGUGACCGUCCUUGUCAAGAUUGCUGGUACCCUGAAUGCGUACACCGCUUUCCCCGUAGACUCCCUGGAUGGAUAUUACAUCGUAGCUUCUUAUGGAAGGCUAGAGGAAGAUGUGUCAGAACUCACUGUCGUUGCUACUGAACCAGAAACAUAUUUUAAUUUGCACCCAUACAGUAAUGUCACCAUUCUUGGUCAUGAGGAUUGGCCAGCAACGAUGCAAUUUCGGCGAGGAAUUGGGGGAUGGGUGACGUAUCAGACAACUGACAGCUUCAUGGGGGGUCAUAUACAAGAAGUGACAAACAAACCACUCAUUGGCAUUGUGGGAACACACCGUGCAUCCGCAGAGUAUGGUUGGGCUCAAUCACUAGAUCAGCUGAACCCGGUAGUAUCCUUAGGGACAAGGUACACUGCAGUGCCAGUUGCUGGAAAUCAUCUCCGAAACAUCUUCCGCAUUGUACCCGUCUGGGAAAAUACCAACAUCACUUGGAUUUCAGGGCAACAGUCAAGCGGGAAGUAUCGUCACGAAAGCUAUAUACUCAACAGUGGCCAGAAUCAUGAUAUGAGCUGUGGUCCCUAUGAAAUCGGGCAAAUUCAAGGCUCCAAACCAUUCCUGUUGCUCCACCACAUUGAGUUUGAGACACCCGUUGUGGACACCGCACUAGUCACCGUACCACCGGCAGAACAGUUCACGCGUCAGUCUUUUACAUUCUCAACGUAUGAACUCGACACAAAAGUAGACACCUACAUCACCAUAGUGGCGCCUUGCAAGCAUUCUGAACAGAUUUGGCUUCAGGAGACGGCUGGCCGUGGUCGGGCCUCUGCUUCGAAGGUCGAGAAAAAAAGAUCAGUCGUUGGUGGAGAAUACUGUGGAUCCAACAGAAAGCUGAACGCUGGUGUAUACACAAUAGGACCAGAUCCAGCCAGUCCAUCAGAAGCUGUGUACUCCGCCAUACUGUACGGCAAGACAGCAUCUGGCGUCUUUGCUUACAUCCUUGCCUCUGAACUCAACCAAGUCACUUGUAGUGUAAAGGACACAGAAGUUACUCUUUGCCAUCCUCCAAGAGUGCCCAUCCAGCCUGCUUUGACAACUGUCCAGACUUCAACGGCCCCUAACAAAAACAACAGUAAUGUUUUUGGAGCGGUUGUUGCAGUAGUGAUCAUCGUUGCUGGAUUGGCCAUUCUUGGUUUCUGUUUGUUUCGUUAUUACAGAAGUGGCCGUUGGAAGCGCUCAGGCAUUACAAUGAGGGACAAGCCCAUUGUUUAUAGCUUAUUGUAA